AUGGGAAUAGCUGCACCAGUACCAUUUUCUUCUUCUGUUAUUUACUUGAAGAAACACUAUAACCAAACCUUGAAAUAUUGUUCAAAUUCUAUGUCCUCACAAGAUUAUCAUCAGCAAGCCAUCUUCGGAUUCUCCUCGAAUGGAUUCGAGAGAUCGUUGCAGCAGCAGCAGCAGAUCCAGAGGGAGAAAAUGAGGUUGUUGCAAGGAUUUGAUUCAUCUGCAGCAGAAUCUUUAGAAGAAGAAAGAGGUGGUGGUGUGUAUGAAACAGCAAGUAUGUUAUCAGAGAUGUUUAAUUUCGCUGAUCCUUCAAGCACAGCUGAAUUAUUAGAAACCGCGAGGUUUCGAUCUUCGUCGUCUUCUUCAUCAAGACAUCAUCAUCAUCAACAGCAGCAACAACAACAAACAAUCUCAGGAAAUGAUAACUGGUAUGGUAAUAACAGACAAGGGAUGCAACAUCAGAUUUCGAGUAUUAAUGUAGCAGCUGAUUCAGCUGCUGCCAUGCAACUUUUUCUGACAAACCCUUCUCAAUCUCAUCAGACAACAACAUCAUCAUCAUCUCCUCCUCCCCCUCCUCAAAAUUCUUCAACUCUUCACAUGUUACUCCCAAACCCUCCCUCUAAUAAUUCUCUCCAUGGUUUUCCCAAUUCUGGUAAUAAUUUUGGACAUUUCACAUGGGGUGGUGAUUCUGUGGAAGCACAAGGACAAGGACAAAGACAAGGACAAGGACAAAGACAAGGUCAAGGUCUUUCGUUAUCGUUAUCUUCUUCAUUGGAAGCUGCAAAAGCUGAGGAGGAACUGAGAAUGGGAGGAGAAGAUAAUGGUUUUCUGUAUUACAAUAAUCAAGGUGUAGGUGGACCCUCUUCAUCCUAUCCGUACAAACUAAAUCAUCACGCACUGAAUUUACAAUUGCAAGGAGGAGGAGGAGGAGGAGGAGAAGGAGGGACCAGUAUUAAUGGAGGAUACCAAUUACAAACUCAUCAUCAAGGAGGAUUCGGAAGCGUAGUAGUAAAUGUUUUGAGAAAUUCAAAAUACAUGAAAGCCACACAAGAAUUGCUUCAAGAAUUUUGCAGUGUUGGAAGGGGUCAAUUUAUUAAGAAGAAGAUUAAGUUCAAUUCAAACCCUAAUAAUUCCUCCUCCAAUGCUUCUGGUGAUCCUAUAAUUCCUUCAUCUUCAUCAAAAGACAAUCCUCUUCCUUUGUCUGCUGCUGAUAAGAUUGAGCAUCAAAGAAGGAAGGUCAAACUUCUAUCCAUGCUUGAUGAGGUGGACAGAAGAUACAAUCACUAUUGUGAACAAAUGCAAGUGGUAGUGAACUCAUUCGACGUGAUGAUGGGUUUCGGAGCAGCAAUUCCAUACACAUCACUAGCACAGAAGGCAAUGUCUCGUCAUUUCCGGUGUCUAAAGGAUGCAAUAACAGCAGAGGUGAAGAAAAGUUGUGAGAUGCUUGGAGAGAAAGAAGGUGCAGGAGGAGGUUUAACGAAGGGAGAGACUCCUAGACUUAAGGCACUUGAACAAAGCCUAAGACAACAGAGAGUGUUUCAUCAGAUGGGGAUGAUGGAUCAAGAAGCUUGGAGACCACAAAGAGGCUUGCCUGAACGUUCUGUCAAUGUUUUGAGAGCUUGGCUUUUUGAGCAUUUUCUACACCCGUAUCCAAGUGAUGCAGAUAAGCAUCUAUUAGCACGACAAACUGGCCUAUCACGAAAUCAGGUAUCAAACUGGUUCAUAAAUGCCAGGGUUAGAUUGUGGAAACCUAUGGUGGAAGAGAUGUACCAACAAGAACUUAAUGAAGCAGAGUUUGCAGAAGAGAGAGAAAGAAACAACCAAAGCAACAACAGCAAUAGCAAUAGCAACGAUGGCCACCAAACACAGACAUCACCAACAUCAACAGCAACAGAUCAUCAGCCACCACCACAACCACAACCAACAAGAAAAAGAUCCGAUAUCAAUGCUCAUGAAAACGACUCUUCACUGCUUGCAAUCAAUAGACAGCAAGACUUCUCGGAAAACCAAGCAGUCCAAUCCACCUCCACCACCACCACAACCACCAUCAACGUCACCACCGCCUUGGCUCCACCCUUUGAUUCAGCUCUGUCCCCACACAGAUCGAUGGUCAUGGAUGACACGUGUCGGUAUGGAAGCUUAGUUGCAGAAGAUUAUGAGACAGCAGCCGAUGUUAAUGCUGACAUUGGAUCAUCAACUCUUAUCAGAUUUGGGCCCACUAAUGGUGACGUAGAUUUUGGAAGCAUUUAA
Messenger RNA from Vicia faba (fava bean), 2247 nucleotides. The record is from the annotation of a GenBank genome assembly. NCBI's taxonomy places the organism in Eukaryota, Viridiplantae, Streptophyta, Magnoliopsida, Fabales, Fabaceae.